Molecule: messenger RNA, 954 nt
Organism: Brassicogethes aeneus
Lineage: Eukaryota; Metazoa; Arthropoda; Insecta; Coleoptera; Nitidulidae
Source: the annotation of a GenBank genome assembly
GAUUAUAUUGGAUCGAUGCAAAAUAUAUCAGUGUUCCACGAAAUUUCAAACAAACACAAUGAAUUUAUUUGUGUGUUUGUUCUUGGUUGCAUAUUUUGUGUUGUGCUUCGGGGGUGAAGUAAAUUACUGCAAGUUAUCCUGCGGAAGGGUCAAAAACACAAUAUGCAGGAGGAGAGAUUGCAAGCCUGUUAAAGGUUGCCAAGCCAAACCAAUGGAUGAUGAAACUAGAAAGUUUCUGGUUGAUGUUCACAAUGAAUAUAGAAACAAAAUUGCUUUGGGAAAAGAACCUCAGUUCAAUGGAACGAUAUCGAACAUGCAAAUGAUGAGUUACGAUUUAGAAUUGGAAAGAAUGGCGCAAUGUCACGCAAACGAAUGCAAAACAAGCAAGAAAAACGGCCACGAUAAGUGUAGAAAAACAUCUAAAUUCACAUCUGUGGGUCAAAAUAUUCACAAAGUUUCUGGAAUCGAGCUAUUUGACCAUUGGUUAUACCCAAACUACACCGAAAACUUCAAAAAUUGGUACAACGAAAUUAAGUUCACUGACGCAUCAAACUACAAAAAGUAUACCAAAAAACGCAAAUCCGGUUUUGAGAAGAAACAAAUCGGCCAUUUUACACAAUUUAUAUGGGCGAAAUCGUACAAAAUCGGUUGCGCAAGGGCCAUCAAAGAAACCAACGAAAAAAAAUUAAAAUACGUCAUGUUAUUCGUUUGUAAUUAUGGACCUGGGGGCAACACGAACAAUAAACCGGUUUUUAUUGAAGGACCUACGUGUUCCAACUGUCCAGAAGACACCAAGCGGAGCGAAAAAUAUUCGGGAUUAUGCCAAGAAAAAAAUAACCAAUAGCUUUUAAAACCCAAAGGUUUUAUAUUUAAUUUAAUAAAUUUAUAAUUAAAAUGUAUUAUUAUAAUGGUUUAUGCAACAUAAACCAUAUGGUGAAUAUAUUGAGAUGUCCC